AAACAAAAUGAAAUUUUAAUUCCAAAAUUAUCUUACACUUUACAUUUAACUUCAAUAAGACCUGCUUUAACCAGUAUAUUGUUAAAUAAUAUAAACAAUUUAAUGGAUUCUGAUAAUAUUAUAAGAGCAUCAAAUGAUUCUUUUAAAAUUAUAGAAAAUUCUAAUUCUUUUCAUAAUAAUCAAGAUUUAUAUACGAAUGUUGAUUAUAAUAAUAACAUUGAUAUUCCAAAAUCAAUUGUUAUUUAUCAUGAUCAACCUCCCCCUUCUUCAAUCACUCCUUUCUUUAAUUUUAAAGAUUUUUUGAACCAUCUUUCGGAAGAAAGAAAUAUUAAACAUGGUGGUGGUAAUAAUAUGGAAUUUGGUUCAACUGUACUUUAUGGUGAAGUGGUAUCGAGUACUCAGACAUUAUUAGAUAAGUAAUGUAUCCAUUACAUGUAUCUAAAAGGAUAAAAUAUCUUUUUGUUGAAAUAAUUUUCUUUUUUUUCUCAUGUUUUUAAUAAUUAGAAAUUUUAAAUUUACAAAAAAUUUGCCCACUGGACUUGUUUUCGUAGCUACACAACAAAUUCAAGGACGAGGUCGUGGUAGCAAUUCUUGGAUUUCACCUCCUGGAUGUCUCCAAUUUUCUAUUAUUUUAAGACAUCCAUCAAAUUCGUCAUCGCCUGUUGUCUUUAUUCAAUAUCUCUUAUCAUUAGCUGUAGUUGAAGCUGUUAGAACAAAGAAAGGUUAUGAGGUUUGUGUUAUUAUAUAAAAUUUAAAAGUAUAAAAAAUAUAUAUUACAUAUAAUAUACAUGCCAUAGGAUAUUCCUCUUCGAUUGAAAUGGCCAAAUGAUAUCUAUGUGGAAUCAUCCUCACCUAAUGAUGAAUCAGUUAAAUCACCUAAAAUUAUU
Molecule: messenger RNA, 887 nt
Organism: Rhizophagus irregularis DAOM 181602=DAOM 197198
Lineage: Eukaryota; Fungi; Glomeromycota; Glomeromycetes; Glomerales; Glomeraceae
Source: RefSeq, a predicted model, not a curated record